Phyllostomus discolor (pale spear-nosed bat) is the source of this 2894-nucleotide messenger RNA. RefSeq names its product calpain-8. Lineage: Eukaryota; Metazoa; Chordata; Mammalia; Chiroptera; Phyllostomidae. The record is from RefSeq and is a predicted model, not a curated record. Gene Ontology annotation, biological process: proteolysis. Gene Ontology annotation, molecular function: calcium ion binding; calcium-dependent cysteine-type endopeptidase activity. The transcript is spliced from 21 exons. Bases 179 to 2290 code for a protein of 703 amino acids. Gene Ontology annotation, cellular component: cytoplasm.
CCUGGCCCUGACUCACUUCCCUGCGGAGCAGGGCCUCAGGUGAAAAGUUUACCGGCUCCACCUGCCCUCCACCCUGCCUUAUAGCUCCCCUCCCAGCGGGGCCUGUGCCCCACAACCCUGGGGUUCGGAGAGCACCAAGCAACCCUGCCCUCCGUCCUCUCCACGGGCACCCACCACCAUGGCAGCCCUGGCAGCCCGCGUCUCCAAGCAGCGGGCGGCCGCCGAAGGCCUGGGCUCCAACCAGAACGCCGUGAAAUACCUGGGCCAGGACUUCGAGACCCUCAGGCAGCAAUGCUUGGACUCAGGGGUCCUGUUUAAGGACCCAGAGUUCCCGGCGUGCCCAUCAGCCUUGGGCUACAAGGACCUUGGACCCUGCUCCCCCCAAACUCAAGGCAUUGUCUGGAAGCGGCCCCCGGAGUUGUGCCCCAGCCCCCAGUUUAUCGUUGGCGGAGCCACACGCAGAGACAUCUGUCAGGGCGGCCUCGGAGACUGCUGGCUUCUGGCGGCCAUCGCCUCCUUGACCUUGAACGAGGAGCUGCUUUACCGGGUGGUGCCCAGGGACCAGAACUUCCAGCAGAGCUACGCAGGAAUCUUUCAUUUCCAGUUCUGGCAGUACGGCGAGUGGGUGGACGUGGUGGUGGAUGACCGGCUGCCCACCAAGGACGGGCAGCUGCUCUUCCUGCACUCGGAAGAAGGCAGCGAGUUCUGGAGCGCCCUGCUGGAGAAGGCCUAUGCCAAGCUCAACGGCUCUUACGAGGCUCUCGCCGGGGGGUCCACCGUGGAGGGGUUUGAGGAUUUCACAGGGGGCAUCUCUGAGUUCUUCGACCUGAAGAAGCCGCCGGCCAGCCUGUACCAGAUCGUCCGGAAGGCGCUCCGCAGGGGCUCUCUGCUGGCCUGCUCCAUCGAUGUCUCCAGCGCGGCCGAAACAGAAGCUCUCACCAGCCGGAAGCUGGUCAAGGGUCAUGCGUACUCUGUCACCGGAGCCGAGGAGGUGGAUUUCCGUGGCCGCCCGGAGAAGCUGGUCAGACUCAGGAACCCGUGGGGCGAAGUGGAGUGGACGGGAGCCUGGAGUGACAACGCCCCAGAGUGGAGUUACAUAGACCCCAGGCAGAAGGAGGAGCUGGACAAGAAGGCCGAGGACGGGGAGUUUUGGAUGUCUUUUUCGGAUUUCCUGAGGCAGUUCUCUCGCCUGGAGAUCUGCAACCUGUCCCCGGACUCCCUGAGCAGCGAGGAGGUUCACAAGUGGAACCUGGUCCUGUUCAACGGCCGCUGGACACGGGGCUCCACCGCCGGUGGCUGCCAGAACUACCCAGCCACUUACUGGACCAAUCCCCAGUUCAAAAUCCGUUUGGACGAGGCGGAUGAGCACCAGGAGGAAGGCACGGGCGAGCCCGGCUGCACCGUGCUGCUGGGCCUGAUGCAGAAGAACCGCAGGCGGCAGAAGAGGAUGGGGCAGGGCCUGCUGAGCAUCGGCUAUGCUGUCUACAAGGUCCCCCCAGAGCUGGAGAGGCACACGGAUGUGCACCUGGGCCAGCGCUUCUUCCUGGGCCGCCAGCCCUCGGCCCGGUCCAGCACCUACGUCAACCUGCGGGAGGUCUCCGCCCGGGCCCGGCUGCCGCCGGGGGAGUACCUGGUGGUGCCGUCCACCUUCGAGCCCUUCCAGGACGGCGACUUCUGCCUGAGGGUGUUCUCGGAGAAGGGCGCCAGGGCCCUGGAAAUGGGGGACAUGGUAGCCGGAAAGCCACACGAGCCACAUCCCAGCGAGGGGGAUCAAGUCGAUGGCCAGAUCCGCAGCCUGGUCGGGAAGCUGGCAGGGAAGGGCUCUGAGAUCAGCGCCAGGGACCUCAGGGCUGUCCUCAAUGAGGCGUUCUCCACACGAAUGGACAUAAAGUUCGACGGCUUCGACAUCAACACCUGCAGGGAGAUGGUCAGCCUGAUGGACAGCAAUGGGACGGGCACCUUGGAAUUCGCAGAAUUCAAGACACUGUGGUUGAAGAUUCAGAAAUAUCUGGAGAUCUACCUGGAGACCGACGACAACCACUCGGGGACCAUUGACGCCCACGAGAUGAGGACAGCCCUCAGGAAGGCUGGAUUCACGCUCAGCAACCAGGUGCAGCAGGGCAUCGCCAUGAGGUACGCGUGCAGCAAGCUCAGCAUCGACUUUGACGGCUUCGUCGCCUGUAUGAUCCGCCUGGAGACCCUCUUCAAACUGUUCGCGCUUCUGGACAAGGACCAGGAUGGCGCCGUGCAGCUCUCUCUGGCCGAAUGGCUGUGCUGCGCGUUGGUCUGACCCAGGGUCCCGGACUUCGGUGACGCCCCCUGCUGGCCGGCCUGCCUGCCUCUUUCCUCCCCUCCUUUACAAUUCUGUGGAGCUCAUCCUUCGUGGCUCAUCCCUGUCUGCCUCGCCUGGCAUUGUUCCCUGAGGUCCUGGCCUGUCCCGCCCGCCCGAGUGUUUGGGGAGCCCGGGCUCCCUUUCAGCAGCAUUGAAUUGACCCCAGGGAUGGACAGAGCUCAGUUGAAGUUGUGAACGAAAACGGUUUGGCCUUUCUCCCGGGAUGGGCAAUCUGGGCAGUACUCUGGGCUUUCCUUAUUUUAAGAAAGAAAGUGUUUUUGGGAAAUGACUCGGUGCAAAGCUGUGGAAAGAUGGAAACUGUGGGUGGAUUCCUUGGAGGAAUGGCUUCGGGGCAGCCACCUUCUGGAAAGGGUCCCCCUGCAGCCCUCCCGGGAAGGGGGCAGGGUGGGCUGCUGGGCGAGGGGCCGUGCUUCCUCACCUUCAGACGGGAGAAAUGGCCGCAGUGUGUGUUUCGGCGGCUGCUGAGUUUACAGGAAGAUUAUCGUGGAGGGGAAUUCUUACCUGACAAACAGCUCCAGGGGAAACGCAGUUCGGGCUGGUU